AUGGGAAAUACGUCUUUGCAACCACCUCCACAGCAUCAGACACCCACUGAAUUUUCCCUAGAAAACUAUGAUAAUGAAGAACGUACACCUGUAACUGAUCAUGGUAGCAACACCCAAUUCGAUGACAGUCAAGAAGAAAACGUACCAGAGACGCCGCAGUAUCCUCCACAAGUUCCCAAAGUGCAAUCCAACCAGGUUGCUGCACGAGCGACUCGUGUUUGGUCUAUUGCGGAAGAUGAAGCUCUAAUUGGGUUGUACUUGCAGAUUAGCGAAGAUGCUAUUAAAGGUACGAACCAGAAAGCAACUGACCAAUGGCGCAAUGUACACGCAGCAUAUCAAAUGGCUCAGGCGGAGAAGCCAAAUAUACUUCUGCCAAGACCUAUGAAGAGUCUGUCGUCGCACUGGAGAAGGUUGGCAGCAGACACACUACAGUGGAUAUCUUGCUAUGAUGAAGCGGGUAAACUUCCGGAGGGAGGGAGUGGUUACAACGAAGCUGACCGUGUAAAAAGUGCAUCAAAGCUUUUUCAUCUGGCCACCGAUCACAAUUUCAGUUUUCCUCACGCAGUUGAAAUGCUUAAUAAAGAUCCAAAGUGGAGGCCAAAGCUGAGAUGGUCCUUGUCAAAGGAGGAAAGAAAAGUUGUUUGUGAUGUUGAGGAGCAAGGUAGUGCUGGAAGUGGGAAGAGGUUGAGAGAUGAUGUAGGGGAUAAAACCCCUACAAAUGGUUUUUCAUCUGGAGGAAUACGACAACUCGAUGGUGUGAAGAAAGCAAAGGCCAAACGUAAAGGGAAAGCAGUGGCAACAGAAAGUGGUUCGUCUGACCUAGGCGAACAAAUGAAGGAAUUCGCUACAAUUCGCGAAAGGGAGGCCAUUAUGAAGGAAAAGAGGAUAAAAAUUGAAAAGGAUAAGGAACAGAGGAAACGAGAGGAACUUGACAUUCAUAAGAUGAGAACCAUGUUUGAUAUGCUGCAAACUCUGAAGAAUUCGCCUACGCCACUCACUCCUCAAGAAGAGGCGUACAAGAAUUUUUUACUUGGUAAAUUACAAGGCUUUUAA
This is a messenger RNA of Chenopodium quinoa (quinoa), 1053 nucleotides long. RefSeq names its product glutathione S-transferase T3-like. NCBI's taxonomy places the organism in Eukaryota, Viridiplantae, Streptophyta, Magnoliopsida, Caryophyllales, Amaranthaceae. Bases 1 to 1053 code for a protein of 350 amino acids. The transcript has a single exon. The record is from RefSeq and is a predicted model, not a curated record.